AUGGGCAAUGGAGUUUUUCGGGUUUCCAGGGUUGAAGAUGUUGUGACUGUCGAUGUGAAGGUUGCCAAAGACCUCCUCAUAUCGGGACAUCGGUACCUUGAUGUCAGGACAACAGAGGAGUUCAUGAGAGGACAUGUUGACAGUGCCUCGAACGUUCCUUACAUGUUAAGCACACAAGAAGGUAAAGUGAAGAACCCAGAAUUUCUCAACCAAGUAUCGUCAGUUUACAAGAAGGAUGAUUUCUUGGUCGUGGCCUGCAAUUCUGGAGGAAGAUCGAUCCGUGCUUGUGUUGAUCUUCUAAAUACAGUUAAGUAA
Molecule: messenger RNA, 315 nt
Organism: Carica papaya (papaya)
Lineage: Eukaryota; Viridiplantae; Streptophyta; Magnoliopsida; Brassicales; Caricaceae
Product: Rhodanese/Cell cycle control phosphatase superfamily protein
Molecular function (GO): catalytic activity
Source: RefSeq, a predicted model, not a curated record